AUGACGCUGAGCUACUCAAAGUCAUGUCUCAUAGGCGCAGUCAUGGAAUCCAUGGCUUAUGGAAUUUACUUUCUCUUGUUUUGUCGCUGCGUGCGGAUCCUCUGGCAAAGACAUAUCAAAGGGAGGAUAUCACUUUAUCUAAUCACUGCGACGACAACUCUCUUUGUCCUGAUCACGAUUCGAAUGGCUUUGGACAACUAUGCUUCCGUGACGGCAUUUACUUACGCUCCAUUGACACCAGAUGCAGCAGAAAUCUAUCUUGGUAGCUUUGGUAAUGGUGCUAUGUUUAGGACUGGGACAUAUGUUGCUUUGACAAUUGUUGCGGACAUAUUCAUUGUUUUCCGUGUAUAUGCAGUGUGGGGAAGUAGCAUUUAUGCAGCAACUGUCCCAGCAUUGCUAGCAAUUGCGGACAUUAUCACUGGUGCAUUGACCAUUCAGACCAUUCACCAAUUGACUGCGGGAGAAAGCCCAGAUGGUUCGACUCUCGCAACUCACCUUCUGAUUUUCUAUGGAUUCACGCUAAGUGUCAAUGUCCUCUCAACAUUCAUGAUUGCAUCCAGAAUCUACUGGGCGCAGCGUCAAACAAGGCUCAUCAAAUCCUCCAUGAAUUUGAACAUGGCAAUCGAGGUUGUGGUAGAAUCUGCUGCAUUAUAUUCUAGCUCCCUUGUAGCCAUGAUUGCUCCGACAGCAACAGGAAGCAAUGUUCAAUAUUGUAUGCUUAGUGUGAUGUCCCCGAUUGUGGGGAUUGCAUUCACUUUGAUCAUUGUGCGAGUGGGGUCUGGAUUGAGCCCAGACACCAAUGCUGCUCCGCCCACUAGGUCACUACGUUUUGUGACACCGCGCAGUGAAUUUACGUCUGAGGUGGAACGGUCCCAAUUCCAAGCAACCGACCCGCUGCAUGCAAUGGAAAACAAUGAGUUCCAGCUGCAUCUCACUGAAGCAUCUCACAGCCAACAUACCGAUCACUCAGAUGGUGGCUUGGGACGGGAGUUGUCCAAAUAA
This is a messenger RNA of Lentinula edodes (shiitake mushroom), 1002 nucleotides long. RefSeq lists its product as uncharacterized. The coding region runs from base 1 to 1002 and encodes 333 amino acids. The record is from RefSeq and is a predicted model, not a curated record. The transcript has 10 exons. Lineage: Eukaryota; Fungi; Basidiomycota; Agaricomycetes; Agaricales; Omphalotaceae.